This is a messenger RNA of Syzygium oleosum, 510 nucleotides long. Its product is annotated as zinc finger protein 11-like. The transcript has a single exon. Bases 1 to 510 code for a protein of 169 amino acids. The record is from RefSeq and is a predicted model, not a curated record. NCBI's taxonomy places the organism in Eukaryota, Viridiplantae, Streptophyta, Magnoliopsida, Myrtales, Myrtaceae.
AUGAUCGUCCACAGAAGGGAGCGAGCCAGGCUGAAGCAGUUGUCCUCAUGGGUCGUUGAGUGUCAUCCUCCUCCUCCUAACCCGAACCCUAACAUUGUCGUGACUAGCUCUUCUCAGAGCUCUCACUCGCAGUCUCAGCUCAACCCUACCCUCUUGCCACCUUUACCACCAUCAUCUCCUUCGGUGAACAAGCCCUUCUUAUGUGCUUGCCCUCCUUCGUUGUCCUCAGAUCUUGAUCAUGGGGAGCGCAAGAAGUUGGUUGUCAUCGCAGCCGAUGAUGGCCCUCCUAGUGGUUUUCCGAGACGAGCAAGUGAUGAUGAGGGGAAGAAGCGAAGCAGGAGAUCAGCAGGUGUCGCUGGAGUGGAAGAAGAAGCAAAGGGACAACUAGAGAAGGAUAAGCUCGUAGAAGUGCAUGGAGAUCUUAGCAGAUUGAAGCUGGAGAUCGGGCUGAUCAAGGAUCCUAGCUGCAGUCUCGAUUUGGAGCUCCGACUCGGGAUCUUAGUGCUGUAA